AUGGCCAGUCUGGUAUUUGACCCCUUCGAGGCCCUAGGACUUCCUCGAGAUGCCUCCACGGCCGCCAUCAAGACGAGAUAUCACGACCUUGCGAGGAAAUACCACCCGAAUCGAACCAUCGUCCCGCCGGGAGUCGAGGGAUCACAGCAGACAUCCCACGAGCAUUUCCAUAACGUUCACCAGGCAUGGCAGAUAUUGAGCAAGGCGGAGAAUAGACGGAGACGCGUGGAGCUUCUCAACCUGCUCGACCUUCAAGAUGAGAUGCUUGCUCACUACGAAGACUUGUUGAGCGAGGCAGCUACUGCAGACCAAGAGGAUACCUCCCCAGAACGCCAUCGUGGAGCUGAGCUAGAGGGAUACAUAUCGAGCGACGCCGACGAAGAUCUGCCCAAUGUCGGUAUCCAACGAAGGCAGACCGUCCUCUCACGCGAGUCUCGCGGAGCCAGACGCCUUGCAGAGCGCCGCGAGAGCCUCGACGCGGGAGGUGCUCCCAACUCGCCCAAGAAGACUAGCAAAUGGCACCUGAUCAAAUCCUCCAGCAAGCCCAUUGGGAGGAGGGAUGAACAGAAAGAGGCCGACUAUUUCACGCUACGCCGCAAGAAGAUGGAGAAACUACGUCGGAAGGAGCUGGAAGCAUUCACCGAAUAUCGCAAUGCCAUGGUAGCCAAGUUUGCGGCUGAAGAGAAGGCAGAGAAACACCAUGAAGAAUACGAGAGGGCAAAGUGGAGGCGCGAGUACUUCGAGCGUGCUCCUCGCGGAACAACAGAGCGCAUGCGGUCGUUCCAGCAUUUCAUGGGAGCAGUCACAGCUUUCGAGCAACAUACUCCGCGGCAAAGGAACCGCUCGACGGUCAGCUAUUCAACAAUGUCCCCUGUUGUCGCGCAGGGAGAGGGCCCUUCGUUUCUUAUUCCGGAUCAUGCGCUUGGCCGACAGAAGACCACGCACCGAAGAGGGUGGAGUAGUGAUAUUAGUGGCGAUCAGACCGAAAGCAGCGAGGAUGAAUCUGGCGAGGCUCAUGGCCCUAAAACUCCUCCCACGCAUUGGCAUGAGUAUUCCAAACGCAACAAGAGUCUCCACUUCGCUUCAUUUCCCUUUCCUCGCAUGCACAACGCAAAUUUGGUCAGCUCACAAGAACCUGCAUCAUCGUCACCAGGUCCCUUCAAGCUACUUGUUCGACGGCCGACAGACCUCGGCUCUAUCGUCGAAGCACGUGACUCCAGCGGCGAGACUGUCUCUGGAUCUUCGAGGUCUCCCUCGCCAUGUCCCUCGCCACAGGCGAAUGGCGCGAGCGCCCUCGAGCUGGGAAAGUUCACCAUCGUACGCUCAAAUGACACCGCCGACCUCUUUGGCAUACCAAACGAUCGAUGUACUCGAUCGCCGAGCCCAGGCGCGCAUCGGCGCUCUGCCUCACCUGGCCGCCGUGCCCACGACAAUGCUGUUGGAGAAGGAUGCCAGUUUGCCACUAAGCAGUUAGGUGCGCCGCAGCACCAACAAGUGCCCUUCGCCCACGUCCACCUCCUGACUCGCCACGACAAAUCGCGUCUACUGGGUUCAGAGCCAGACACUGAUACCGAUCCUGAAGCGCUGCUUGUUCGCCUUCGUCUGUUGAACCAGCACGUGGCUUCGAGAUUCGAGGUGAAGCCGAACAUGGAGCAGCUCUUCAACUUCAGACUUAUCUAUGGGAGCAGAGAGGUGACUCCCAGACAGCAUCAAUCCUUCAUUGCGCUCAGCUACCGGCGCAAGCUGCACGUAGAGAAGCAUCAGUAUCACUUCACAUUACCUUUGGAGCCUGAGAUCUUCCAAGCCGUGUGGGACGAGCGUCAAUCAGACACUGAAGGCGUUUGGAUAGAUCAAAUAUGCAUAGACCAAGAGGACGACAUGGAACGUACCAUAUCGAUGUCCGCGAUGGACAUGGUGUACAGGAGUGCUCGGCUGAUCGUGGUUGCUUUGGACGAUAUCGAACUUACCGCCUACGAGGGAGCGCUCCUGCAAAACCAUAUGGACGAAUACAAUGCGAUGACCCAUGUCCCUCCAAGGCAACGAUUUCGACAUAAGCAGCCGCCGUAUCUGGAGAGUCAUGAGAGUCUUUACAAGAUCGUUCGGAAAGUUCUGGGCUCUUCGUGGUUCAGAAGAGCUUGGUGUAGACACGAGAUGAGGCUUGCCAAGCAUCACAUCUUCCUAAUCCCCAGCCAAAGUAAGAAUUCCUCGGUAAGGGACGUGCUAAGGUUCAACAGCAAAUGCAUCGCACAUCUACUGGAUCUCUCGACGGAGGUGCCCUUCGAACCAGAAGUGGAGUCCGUCAAGCCGGCACUACAUGCAUUCUUUCGCGAUAGGAGCAAGAUGACACCUGAUCAGCGUCAAAUGCACCUACACCAUGGCAACUUCUCUACGGUAGUUGCCGAGGUAUUCGCUAUGCAGGCUGGUGGUGAUCCACGUAUACCGGCGGAGCAGAGACUGUCUGAUGCGAGAAAAGACAAGGUUGCCAUCAUAUUGAACACCAUGGAGUGUGGGCUGGCGCUGCAGCAGCGCUUUCGAUUGAAUGGCGCCUACAACAGGGACAGCGAAUGCUUCCACGACCUCUCGCUGCUGGCACUCGCAGCCCGAGACCCUGGUGUUCUAUGUUCUGUGGGGGCACCGCUUGUGGUUGACGAAGCUGUCGGCAGUUGGAUCUUCUCACCAACCGUCGCAGAUGCCGGCCUAAAUAACACGAAGACUCUGCCGCGGCUCCCGAGCGACUUCAAUUGCGUGACGAAGACUUCGGGAGCAGAACAUUUCAUCCAACUCGAUCUGAAGUUCUUGCAAGGUGGAAAGGCUUGGCGACCGACGUUGGAUCCAGACCAGGACCUGCUCAGGUUGGCUACGCGCUUCACCAGUGUGUGCAAAGAGCGGAAAUGGGGCCGAAACAGAAAGCGGUACCUGACGCACGAUCGAAAGGCCAACCUACUCUUUGGGCCUAUGCAAGAGGUCUAUGUGGAGACUCUGGCGUGCAUAUUGUACUGUGGCCCGGACUGGAUGGGCGAUGUGUGCAUGAGAUACAGCAUGAGCCGAUGGAAAGUCGAUCUUCGAGGGGCUUGCGAGCUCCUCAUUGCUCUCAAGAAUACCGAUGGCAAAUGGCCGGAGUCAGCCUGGAAUGAACGCGCCGCCAGCUUCAUUAUGGACUUUGUGAACUUCCUGGUCAUUCGUGGUCUGCCGCAGCGUCAAAUCUCGAAACCCGAGCAAUGGAGACCGUGCUGCGUGACCAUGCCGACAGGAGGGAGGGUACUGACCUUCACUCCCGUCGACCGAAGCGUACGGCCGGCGAUCCCAUCCGUCCUCAUCAAUCCGGAGUACGUCCACCUGGCGCGACUCUGGAUCCUCAAACCGAAAAUCACCUCUACUUCUGACCACCACCACCACGACGACGAACACGUGGUGGACGCGAUUUCCGCCAUUUCCGAAUGGACCCUACUCGGCAAAGCCGUGCUCUUUAGCGAUGAAUUGUCGAUUGGGCAAAUGUAUGCAUAUGGAGGGGAUUUCAAGGAGCAGCAGAAGGUCUAUGGACGACACCGCCAGAUGUCCUCGUCCUCCUCCUCUUCCACCUCUUCCAAUGGCGUCGUUAUUCGUGGAAAGACUUCGCGAUGA
This is a messenger RNA of Lecanosticta acicola, 3621 nucleotides long. NCBI's taxonomy places the organism in Eukaryota, Fungi, Ascomycota, Dothideomycetes, Mycosphaerellales, Mycosphaerellaceae. The record is from the annotation of a GenBank genome assembly.